UCAGAAGGCGCGUUGGGCUGCGUUUAGCUGCCACUCAGGCCUUUAUAAACUUUGUGUACCGCAGCAGGGGUACGGUGUUCAGUCCUUCAUCUAGAAUAGUCUACUUGCUGGAGCCAUGGUGCUACCUCUAGCUGUGCUGGUUUUGUGCGUGGCUGCUGCCCUGUCAGCCCCGAGCCUGGACCCGCAGCUCAGUGACCACUGGGACCUGUGGAAGAGCUGGCACUCCAAAAACUACCAUGAGAAGGAAGAGGGCUGGAGGAGAAUGAUCUGGGAGAAAAACUUGAAGAAGAUUGAGUUGCACAAUCUGGAGCACUCCAUGGGUAAACACUCAUACCGUCUAGGAAUGAACCACUUUGGAGACAUGACUCAUGAGGAGUUCAGGCAGAUCAUGAAUGGCUACAAGCAGAAGGUACAGAGAAAGUUCAAGGGCUCCCUGUUCAUGGAGCCCAAUUUCCUGGAGGCCCCACGUGCCGUGGACUGGAGGGACCAUGGAUAUGUCACUCCUGUUAAGGACCAGGGUCAGUGUGGUUCUUGCUGGGCCUUUAGCACCACUGGAGCCCUGGAGGGUCAGGUGUUCAGGAAGACUGGCCAGCUGGUGUCGCUUAGUGAGCAGAACCUGGUGGACUGCUCCAGACCUGAAGGCAACGAGGGCUGCAACGGCGGUCUGAUGGACCAGGCCUUCCAAUACGUCAAGGACAACCAGGGCCUGGACUCCGAGGACUCCUAUCCCUACCUGGGAACAGAUGACCAGCCCUGCCACUACGACCCCAAGUUCAACUCUGCCAAUGACACUGGCUUUGUUGACAUCCCUAGCGGCAAGGAGCGUGCUCUGAUGAAGGCUGUGGCCGCUGUAGGACCGGUUUCAGUAGCCAUCGAUGCUGGACAUGAGUCUUUCCAGUUUUAUCAGUCUGGAAUCUACUAUGAGAAGGACUGCAGCAGUGAGGAGCUGGACCAUGGUGUGCUGGUGGUGGGUUAUGGCUUUGAGGGAGAAGAUGUGGAUGGCAAGAAAUACUGGAUUGUCAAGAACAGCUGGAGUGAGAAGUGGGGAGACAAAGGCUACAUCUACAUGGCCAAAGACAGGAAGAACCACUGUGGAAUUGCCACAGCAGCCAGCUACCCCCUGGUUUAAGCAUGGCCUUGGAGCUCUGUUAGUGUUUUUAUUGCAAUAGCGUGACUGGAGAUGAGGGACUGCUCUUCAGUCUGUCAGAGACGCCUCGACAGGAGAUUCUGCCACGUUUUCUGGACAAACACUGUUUUUAGGGAAAUGCUGCCAUUUUUGUUUUGGCUGAUUUCUUGUCACUUUUAAAAGAUUUUAGUGUUUUAUUUUUUGUAAAUAUGUGUUUACUUGGUAAGUGGAAUAUUAACACUUGCUUUGGUCAUUGUAAAUCUUUGUUUCUUUGUUGUUGUUUUUUUUGUACUUUUACUGUGAUCAAUUAAAAACUCCUGAAACACUA
Molecule: messenger RNA, 1454 nt
Organism: Sphaeramia orbicularis (orbiculate cardinalfish)
Lineage: Eukaryota; Metazoa; Chordata; Actinopteri; Kurtiformes; Apogonidae
Gene: ctsla
Product: cathepsin La
Exons: 8
Coding region: 116-1129 (337 amino acids)
Biological process (GO): proteolysis
Molecular function (GO): cysteine-type peptidase activity
Source: RefSeq, a predicted model, not a curated record